GAAUACAUUGACUCUCAAAGACUUCACUAAUUCACCGCUACUGAUCCUAUUAUGCUAUACAUAAAUAUCUAAUGUAACUUUCAAAAGAAAUAGUACAAAAUGUACAACAUUUAUCAACAACUUGCGAGCAUGCGAAACUCUUUGACGUCAUGUUGACUGUAGACGUCAUACCACUGAUCCACAAUUGUAUUGGCUCACGUUCAGCUUGAAGCGGGGUGAAAUUUUGUUGAGCAUUCUUUUUCUUCCCAUAAUUUGCGUUCUACUGUACUGUCCAGAUGCAGCAAGGAGACGCAGUAUAUAAAACCGAUGGAUUAGUCAUUUCCAGAUUACUUUCCGUGCUGUUAAUUAGCAUUAUCUAUUUUCUUGCAUGUGUAUUUAUCUCAUCAGCGCGGCAGGUACCAGCUGGAUCGCAAUGUUAUCAGCCUAACCGUAACGGAAUAUCUAAUCAGGCGCCUCCACCGGACUGCCAAGUUGCACAGCCUGCACAUAUGACUGCCAGUGGGCACGCUGAAGGUAAUCCUGCAGCGAAGUAUCUUACGGAUCUGCAUUCCGACGACGAAGGCGGUAGUGUUGCACCGUGGACGAACGACAGUGAAGGUGAAGACGACAUGGCGAACCAGGAGCUGACCGGGAAUGAUGCGGGCUUUGCGGAUGACUGCAGUACGCUGUCGCGACCAGAUUGGUGGUCGACGAAGCAUAUCCACUUCAAGCUGGAAGUGGAUUUUACUAACAGUGUGCUGAAGGGAUUCGUUGAAUUGACUGUGGUCAAGCAGACAUCGGAAGAUGCCAAUCUGGUGUUGGAUUCCCGAGAUAUUACCGUGGAUAGAGUUACUCUUCUAGAUGGUAACCACGAGCAAGAUUUACCAUUUAUCAUGGGAAAAAAGGCCGACUUUAUGGGAGCGCGGCUGGAAAUCGUGAUGCCUAUUAAGAAAGCUCCUGCCAUGGAUAGUGCGAUAGUUUGCGUUUACUACAGCACGAGCCCAAAUUCAACCGGUCUCGUAUGGUUAAAGCCAGAGCAGACAGCUGGACGCACUGAUCCAUACUUAUACAGCCACAGCGAAGCCAUUCAUGCGCGCAGCAUCUUCCCAUGCCAGGAUACGCCGUCUGUCAAAGCAACGUAUACCGCAGAGGUCACUGUGCCAGAAGGGCUGACUGUCCUUAUGAGCGCUGUAGGCGGUGGUAAGGAGCCCAGUGUUGCCGGCCAGACCACAUAUCGUUUCAAACAGAAGGUUCCUAUCCCUUCUUACUUGGUGGCGAUUGCUGUGGGCAAACUGGAUAGCCGCAAAAUCGGUCCCCGAAGUCAUGUCUGGUCGGAGCCGUCGCUGGUUGACCGGGCAGCUUUCGAAUUUGCGGAAACUGAAGAAAUGCUGGCCACAGCGGAAUCUUUGGCUGGACCGUAUGUUUGGGGUGUUUAUGAUAUUCUUGUUUUACCACCGUCUUUCCCUUUUGGCGGCAUGGAAAAUCCUUGUCUUACAUUCUUGACACCAACGCUAUUGGCCGGUGAUCGUUCCCUAGCCAACGUGGUGGCUCAUGAAAUUGCCCAUAGUUGGACAGGAAAUUUGGUCACCAACUUGAACUGGGAGCAUUUCUGGUUGAAUGAAGGCUUCACUACAUUCCUUGAGAGAAAAAUUAAGGGCAAAAUGUUGGGCGAAGAGCAUCGCCAGUUUGCAGCUAUUGAAGGCUUGAAAGGUUUACAGCAGGAGAUUAUGACAAGAGGCGUAGAACAUGAUUUUACUAAGCUGAUACCAAACCUGAAAAAUGCCGAUCCGGAUGACGCUUUUGGAACGGUGCCCUACGAAAAAGGCCAUAGUUUACUGUAUUAUCUCGAAACGCUUGUUGGUGGCGCAGAAAAGUUCAAUCCAUGUCUGAAAGCAUGGAUCGAGAAGUACCAAUACAAGACGGCAACGAGCUUCGAUUUCCAGAAGUUUUUUGUGGAUUAUUUUGGCAAAACACUGGCGCCGGAUGUGCUGAACAGUGUUGACUGGGAAGCAUGGUUUCACAAGCCAGGAUUCCCUCCGGUCGACUUGCAUUACGAUGAAUCGUUAGGGAAAGAAUGUACUGCAUUGCGGGAAAGAUGGACCAGUUGUGGCAGUGAUUAUUCGAAGUUUUCGAAUAAAGAUGUUGCGGAAUUUUCUCCGGCUCAGAAAAUGGAGUUCCUUGCACAGCUGCUUUUGGAGCCGCCGUUGUCGGUAGAGACUCUUCGAGCAUUGGACAAAAUCUAUGAUUUCUCCGCUACGCAGAAUGCGGAAAUUAAAUUCCGCUGGCUGAGGUUAUGCAUACGUGGACAGUGGGAGGAUAUGAUUCCCCAGGCGUUGGCCUUUGCGGUGGAAUAUCAGCGGAUGAAGUUUUGCCGCCCCAUUUUCAGGGAUUUAUAUGCCUGGGAUAAAUCUAAAGAUAUUGCAGUGGCAACAUACAAGAAAUACCAGCAUACGAUGGCAUUUAUAACCGCUAACCAGUUAGCGAAAGAUUUGAAUUUGGUUGAAAAAGCCUAAUAAUAUUGUGAUAAAUAUUAUGGUCAUCAUGAGGUCGUUUUUGGUGCGGUUUUGUUUAUCUACAUAGUUAAAGUUAAUAAAGUCAUGUGUCUUUGAAAUAGAA
Paramacrobiotus metropolitanus is the source of this 2595-nucleotide messenger RNA. Its product is annotated as leukotriene A-4 hydrolase-like. Bases 276 to 2492 code for a protein of 738 amino acids. Gene Ontology annotation, biological process: peptide catabolic process; proteolysis. Gene Ontology annotation, molecular function: metallopeptidase activity; epoxide hydrolase activity; zinc ion binding. Gene Ontology annotation, cellular component: cytosol. The transcript is spliced from 14 exons. The record is from RefSeq and is a predicted model, not a curated record. NCBI's taxonomy places the organism in Eukaryota, Metazoa, Tardigrada, Eutardigrada, Parachela, Macrobiotidae.